Messenger RNA from Salvia splendens (bonfire salvia), 3253 nucleotides. RefSeq lists its product as uncharacterized. Gene Ontology annotation, molecular function: single-stranded DNA binding. Bases 2791 to 3186 code for a protein of 131 amino acids. The record is from RefSeq and is a predicted model, not a curated record. Gene Ontology annotation, biological process: flower development. The transcript has 6 exons. Lineage: Eukaryota; Viridiplantae; Streptophyta; Magnoliopsida; Lamiales; Lamiaceae.
GGGAGGGUGGAAAACAAUCACGGGGCUUGGAAGAUGGUUGAGCAUUCAAUCAGUGUCAAGUAAGAUAAUUUCUACGAGGGUAGUGUUUCCACUACUGUGGCAGGGUAACCGAUCUUUCUCAUAUUUUAAUACGAGGUUAGUAAAUAAUUUAAUUACAAUUUAUGGAAUCUAGGCUACUCUGUUUUCUGUAUAUUUGAUGGCAUGAUUUUUUCCGUUGAAUUGAUCUGUUUGGUUAAGUUCCUCAACACUUUUUAUUGACUUAACAUCUCUUAUAUGCCAGUUAGGUAGUUUUAUACAUAGUCUACUAUGUUUGAGUUUGUUAUCUUUACAUGUCCGUUUGAUGAUUAUAAUUGCUGCAACAAAUUCAAUCAGUGUCAAGUAAGAUAAUUUCUACGAGGGUAGUGUUUCCACUACUGUGGCAGGGUAACCGAUCUUUCUCAUAUUUUAAUACGAGGUUAGUAAAUAAUUUAAUUACAAUUUAUGGAAUCUAGGCUACUCUGUUUUCUGUAUAUUUGAUGGCAUGAUUUUUUCCGUUGAAUUGAUCUGUUUGGUUAAGUUCCUCAACACUUUUUAUUGACUUAACAUCUCUUAUAUGCCAGUUAGGUAGUUUUAUACAUAGUCUACUAUGUUUGAGUUUGUUAUCUUUACAUGUCCGUUUGAUGAUUAUAAUUGCUGCAACAAAUUCUGGUUUACUGAGUGAACAUGAUCCCAUAUAAAUAGUGUUAUAAAAUACUGAUCAAACUAACUAUGUUAGUUGUAAUGUUACCCCGUUCUAAAAUUUUUAGCUUGCCUAUAAUGUUUAUCCUUUGUGAAUGCUUCUGCUUCAGGAUCGGUCAUUAAGCAUCAACGUGUGACUCACCUUACCUUACGCUGGGUAUUGCUUUACGAGCUGAUUUAGAUGCUUUGAGGAAGCUUGCAUAUUGGGAAGCUUGUCCCUUCCUCGGUUAUCAGUUAAUGUUAUUAUUGUGAGUUUUAGCUUCCUCGGUUAUCAGUUGAUGUUAUUAUUGUGAGUUUUAGUCUUACUUUGGAUUUAUGACAUUAUGAUGUUUUCCUUUGGGGGCAAGGCAUUGGAGCAGUUUGUGGACCGUCUCAUUUGAGUAUUACUGCUCCAGUUUAGUUUUGACCACCUCAAUAUAUUCAAACAUUUUUUUUAUUAAACCUAACUUUAGUUCGAUAUUAAGUGUGUCAUUCAUACUAAUUACUAAAGCUGAAGAACUACUGCAAAAUCUUUCUGAUGCUUUACACUUGUCGAUACCCAAUAAAAUUGGAGUUGGUCUUGCUUUGUCUCAUUCUGAAGAACACGAUAUCUUCACGAUACCAGGAUGUGUGGUUAGUUAUUCUCUUCUUUGUACAUACAUUUAGAUAUAAUUUUUGUUUAACAUAUUCUGUUGUGUGCCAAUUCUGUUGCGUUUGAGGCUUCUGAUGUAAUUUAACAUAUUCUCGUGUCACUCUUAGUCGAUUUGAAGGCCUCUCUAAGCAUUUGGAUUCAUUCUAUUUGAAGGCCUCUCUAAGCAUUUAGAUUCAUUCUUUCCAAUGUUAUCUCUUGUGCAACUAAGGUGUUUUCUAUUAUAGUUCCUAGUGCAUAAAUAGAGUAGAAUAUACUUAGUCGAUCUGAAGGUCGGGGGUGGUAGGUGGCAACUGAGUUUUUAACUUAUAAGAAACGGGGGAAGGUGUGGAAAAUAGAAGGCACAAGUCUAUUUAUUGGUUUUUGAGCUUGCUUUGCUUGGUCUUCUGCUUCCUGGUUGUUGCGCCUAUAUUUUUCUACUUAUUUUAUUCAUUCUUUGCUGUCUUUUGCAGCUAUAUAAUUAAAUUGUUACAUAUAUUAAAUUUUUGUUUGUUAUACUGUGCUUGACGUUUUUCAUCUUUUUCUAAUCCAAUUUUUGCUACCUUGCAGCACAAUUAAUUAAUAUUCUCAUAUGCCGUGUACAAAUAUGUGCAAUAUUAGUGUUUCUUAGAUUUACAGGCUCUUUCCCAACUAAAGUUACUUACUAGACACAUUUCCUUUUUACUUUGGCAUUAAGUUUGCUGUACUUGCAUCUAAAAAAGAAAUCAUGGGCCUUGGAAGCUGGUGGAGCAAUCAAUGAGUGUCAGCAAUCAAUAAGGAUCAGUCAUUAAGCAUCAAUGUGUGACUCACCUUAUGUGGGGUAUUGCUUUACGAGCUGUUUUAGAUGCUUUGAGGAAGCCUGCAGAUUCAGAAGUUUGUUCCUUCCUAGUUUAUCAGUUAAUGUUAUUAUUGUGAAUUUCAGUCUUACCUUGAAUUUAUGACAUUCUGAUGUUUUCCUUUGGGAGUAUGGCAUUGGAGCAGUUUGUGGACCAUCUCAUUGAGUGGCCACAGUAUGCCAUCAUAUCCUGCACUUAGUAGCAUUUAUAGAUGGGGCACUCAACAGUAUUUCCGCGGCUUAUACUGAACCUGAUGUUGGCCAUACUGCCAAUACUGGUUGUGGAUAAUACUUCUACUCCAAGUGAUUUGUGUGAACUCAUGAUCACUGCAAUUUUGUCCUUCUGGUUUCAGAUUGCAGGCCCACCAUUUUCUCUGAUCGGACCCAGCAGCAAUUAUCUGGAUUAGCAAUUCCCUCUUCGAUCCCACUGCAACAUAGACCACCAAGUUCUCUCAGUUCACUCCUAAUUACAUGAAGCCAUCACAACACACCUACCCUUCCUAAGUCACUCAGUGGUGCUUUGCUGUCAAUACAAUCUGCCUCGUCGGAUUUCCGUGGGCUUCUAGAUCAACCUCAGCAAGCAAGUAAAUAAUCAGGUUUAACUGUGCUACUCUCUCUCACUGUGCGCUUUAUGGAUUACAUUAACAUGGGGACUGGUUUUACAACCAUGAGAAGAGAAACUCCCAUAGAGGCCAUCAUGAACUUAAAGUUAUCGUGCUCAGACAAUAUUUCCUCAUACAUGGCUGUUAUCUCCUGCCUAAAAUCUAAAGCUUUAUCUAUUCUUAUGCAACUCUGUGAAGCUGAAAGUGUAUCAUACCCGGAUGACGUGGCCAGCAACACAGCAACUCAGGAUAUGGCAAAGUCAGCUGGACUCGAGGUUCUUGCAUUGCUGAAAAAAGCUUGGUAUAGAUUCAAGACAAUUAAAUGCUCCCUCCGAGGCAAGUUACCGAACGGGCAAUGGAGCUUAAGACAAAGCUCUUGGCAGAUGCCGUCUCAAAUGCUUCAAAUUAUCAGUCAUUCAUCAUGAAUUGUGUUUAUUCUGUUUGUAUUUUGUGUAUGUAUUUUGUGUAUUGUGUAGUGUUUUUUUGUAUGCA